AAUCAGCAAACCAGAUGACAAAGUAUCCACGGCAUGUGCGUAUUUUCGAUAACCGUUGUGGCUAUAUAUUUGCGCGAUAUUCUGAAACAUUCGGAAACAGCGUAAACACGAGAAUGAAUAUCUGUUACUUGAUUACUGCGGGAAUACUGUGUGCAAUUGGAGUAUCAGAAUGCCUUGAAUGCUUCAAUUGUCUAAACAUCGCUGAUCAACGGACUUGUACAAACACAAGUCAAUGUUCAAAUAGUGAGUCCUGUUAUUUGCAAACGCUGCAUUCCGGCAAUGAAGUACGUUACAACAUGGGCUGUCAGAACAAUCAGUUGUGCAGUGCGGUAGCUGUUAACCCCAACGGUAUCAUUGGUCGCUCCAUCCAGACCAGACAGCAGUAUUCUUGCCAUGAAUGUUGCAGCAAUAACCGUUGCAAUGCGCAUCUAUGUGUUCACAGUAAACCAACAUUGUGCAUUGACGACAUAACACUGGACUGUGUGCGCCUUAACUCUAUUUUCAACGUUUGUGCUGAUGUUCAUCACGCCAAAACCAUUUGCCCAAAGUUUUGCGGACUCUGUCACCUCGGCAAGAAUAUUUCAUACCAAAACACAUCCAUAGAAAACUUGUAUUGA
Molecule: messenger RNA, 617 nt
Organism: Dreissena polymorpha
Lineage: Eukaryota; Metazoa; Mollusca; Bivalvia; Myida; Dreissenidae
Exons: 6
Coding region: 15-617 (200 amino acids)
Source: RefSeq, a predicted model, not a curated record